Messenger RNA from Morone saxatilis (striped sea-bass), 578 nucleotides. It is a transcript of the gene fam32a, whose product is annotated as family with sequence similarity 32 member A. NCBI's taxonomy places the organism in Eukaryota, Metazoa, Chordata, Actinopteri, Moronidae. Bases 75 to 416 code for a protein of 113 amino acids. The record is from RefSeq and is a predicted model, not a curated record. Gene Ontology annotation, cellular component: nucleolus. The transcript is spliced from 4 exons.
GGCAGCACCGCUGUGUCUGCUUCCGGUUGAUAUAAUAACAAAGCAGAAGAAGGACGACAGAAAGCUUCUCGAAAAUGUCUGAGUACGCCGCGGCCCAGAAGAGUGCCCUCAAAUUAAAAGGUGUUGGGGCUGUUUCAGCUGCAAAAAAGAAGAAGAAGAAGGAUAAAGAGAGCAAGCAUCGCCUGGAGCAGGUCGCAACCAAUCAAAACGACGAGGAGGUGAAAUCCAAGAAAGCUUAUGUUGACAAAAGGACGCCGGCACAAAUUGCUUUUGACAAGAUGCAAGAGAAGAGGCAAAUGGAGAGAAUCUUGAACAAAGCAUCAAAGACACACAAACUCAGAGUGGAGGAUUUCAAUCGCCACCUGGACAACCUGACAGAGCAUUACGAUAUUCCCAAGGUCAGCUGGACCAAAUAGAAGAGAAGCAAAUGUUCAUUUUGUUGUUUUCUUCACCGCUUGUACAUCACUUUUUUGACAUUUAUUUGCUAGCUUUAUAUAUUAACUAUUAAAAUGUGUUCAAUUGGCAUUCUUUUGUUGUAAUUCCACGUCAAUACAAUAAAGGAUUUGAGUAAACGCGCA